Messenger RNA from Grus americana (Whooping crane), 2255 nucleotides. RefSeq names its product solute carrier family 25 member 1 (gene SLC25A1). The record is from RefSeq and is a predicted model, not a curated record. The transcript has 9 exons. Gene Ontology annotation, biological process: mitochondrial citrate transmembrane transport. Lineage: Eukaryota; Metazoa; Chordata; Aves; Gruiformes; Gruidae. The coding region runs from base 79 to 1011 and encodes 310 amino acids.
CGGCCCUGAAAUACGGCCCCGAAAUACGGCCCCGGCCGCCGCCGCCGGGCAGCGCAGGAGCCGCGGUGCAGCGCGGCCAUGCCCGCCCCCGCCGCGCCCCACCGCCUGGCCGCCGCCGCCCCCGCCGGCAAGGCCAAGCUCACCCACCCCGGCAAGGCCAUCCUGGCAGGUGGCCUGGCCGGAGGGAUCGAGAUCUGCAUCACAUUCCCCACCGAGUAUGUGAAGACGCAGCUGCAGCUGGACGAGAAGGCAAACCCUCCCCGCUACAAGGGCAUCGGGGACUGUGUGAAGCAGACCGUCCGUGACCAUGGCAUCCGAGGGCUGUACCGGGGGCUCAGCUCGCUGGUGUACGGCUCCAUCCCCAAGGCCGCCGUCAGGUUCGGGAUGUUCGAGUUCCUCAGCAACCAGAUGAGAGACGAGCAGGGGCGGUUGGACAGCACGCGGGGCCUCAUCUGCGGGCUGGGCGCCGGCGUGGCCGAGGCCGUGGUGGUGGUCUGCCCCAUGGAGACCAUAAAGGUGAAGUUUAUCCAUGACCAGUGCUCUCCCAAGCCCAAAUACCGUGGCUUCUUCCAUGGCGUCCGGGAGAUUGUUCGGGAACAAGGACUGAAGGGGACCUACCAGGGCUUGACCGCAACCGUUCUCAAGCAAGGAUCGAACCAGGCCAUCCGCUUCUUCGUCAUGACCUCCCUCAAGAACUGGUACAAAGGGGACGAUCCCAACAAGGUCAUCAACCCCUUCGUCACGGGGGUGUUUGGAGCCCUGGCCGGAGCUGCGAGCGUCUUUGGUAACACCCCGUUGGACGUGGUGAAGACCAGGAUGCAGGGGCUGGAAGCGCACAAGUACAAGAGCACCUGGGACUGCGCCUACCAGAUCAUGAAAUACGAAGGGCCCUUGGCGUUUUACAAGGGCACGGUGCCUCGCCUAGGCCGCGUCUGCCUCGACGUGGCCAUCGUCUUCGUCAUCUACGACGAGGUGGUCAAGUUCCUCAACAAGGUGUGGAAAACGGACUGAGGGGGCCGGGCCGGGGCAGCCCCCGCCUCCCUCACCCCGCGGGGCUGCAGCUGGAGAGCCGUGACCAAGCCUGCAGCAGCCCGCUGGCGCUGCCCAGGGCCAAGUCUGCCCCACGCACACACCUUCCCCCCAAACCCGGCCAUCUUUACGUUUCGGAACAGGCUCUGGAGCAGGUUAAGUUACCAGUUGUGUGCUGAGAGGAGCAGGGAGGGAGCAGCAUCCCAGCAUCCACACCCCCAGCAUCCCGGUUAUGCCCACCCCGGUGACACUUCCCCCUGGUCCUCCAUCACCUGCAAGGUUAUCCAGGGUGAGGUGUCCCCCAGGAUGAUGGCCCUGCACCCCCGGGGUCUCCGGCAGCCAGGAGCUGCCAGCUGCCCAGGGGCUGGUAUUUUUGGGGGUGCCGAGAGCCCACGGGAGCCACGUGGGUGCAAUGGCCAAGCUGUGCACCAGGCAUCGCAGCUGGCGGAGGCUCUUGGGGCCAACGCCGCCGGCUGUGAGCGAUGUGCCGGGUCUCACAGUAGCUCCGCAGGACCCACCAGCCCUGCAGCCCCCGGGACGGGAGGCCGGUGACCCGCUGGCACGGCCCCAGGCUCCCUCCUUCCUCCUCCCUGCCAGCACCAAGACCCCCUGGGGUGCAGCAUCCCGGGUCCCACUCAGCCCCGGGGCUGCUGAGCAGGCGCUGCCCAAAAUUGCACAUACAGCCAGGCCUUUAGUUCUCCUUGCCGCGGGGCCAGGAUUGGGGCAAGCCGGGUGCCCCCAUCACUUGCCGUUUACAGUCGAGACGCGUGUGCAAGCUGGGGCAGGGAGGCGCAGCCCUGCGCCACAGACUUGGCCCCUUGGCCGGGGUGCAAACCCCUUCUUCUGCCACAUUCCCCCCAUCUGCCCUUACCUCGCCGUGGCCCCGUAGGUAAUCCUGUAGCUUUCGGAGCUUUACGCUGACCCACUAAUAUCCGUGGCCGUGGGGCCGGAGCACUGCCCCGUGCCGGGCUUGGCCCUGCCGGAUUUGUGCCAAAUUUCCCACGAAGGAGCCGGGGGGUUGCGGGAGCUGGGGUUCGCCCCGUCCCUCCUCCCUCCUGUCACCAGUGACAAAUGCAGCCUUAACACGGGAGGGCGAAGGAGAAGGAAAGCCCAGGCACGGUUUACCUGCGGCUUUCUGCUCUGAAGCCAGUGAGGGUUGGGUUGAAUUUUUUUUUAUUAUUAUUCUGUUUUACAUUCGCAAUUUGAAUAAAAUCAGUCUGGCUUUA